UGGACCGCUAUUGGCUAGCUAUAUUUAGAACAGGAAAUACGUCACGAUAAAGCAAAUGUCAGACUCGUUGGUCCCGCUGGACGAGACAAUAAUUAUCUGAUAUGAGGAAUAUACGAGGGCAUCGGGCGCAAUGAUACAUAGGGAUUUACUCGCAGUUAGGAACUAUUUGAUUGGAGCCUGCUAGGCGGAGGCUUUUAACUAGUGGUAGUGUGUGCUGGGGAAAUAACAAUUGGAUUGUAUUCUUGAGACCUGGAUUUAAUUAAUUAGCUGAUCAUGGAGAGGUCGAAGAUGUCACUUCAAAGGCAGGUGUUGGACUCCGACUACCGGAGGAAGAAGAGGAUGUCGGGACGUCACAUCGCCCUCGAUCAUUGGCUGGAGGCGCUCAACAUGUCGGACUACCUCCACCUCUUUAGUCAGUACGGGGGAGUCGAGGAUCUGAUCUACGCCAGCGAGGCGGAGAUAAGAAAUCUGGGGAUCAAAAUCGGCGCGCACCGAGCCAAGAUUAUCUCAAGUCUUAGGAUCCUCCGUGACAAGUACGAGAAGGGUCGAGUUACCGGAAGUGGGUUGUUCUCCCUUCAACGGACACCGAGUACCACAUCAUCGGCCCCUAACUCACCCACCGCCCCGUAUCCAGAUUACCAACACGUGAUUGCCUCCCCUGAAAAGCUAAACUUAGACCUCCAAAGAGAACUCGCUGGGGACCCGCUCGAGCUCCGCAGCCGCCCCUGGUACCACGGCAACAUCUCCAGACAGAGGGCCGAAGCUCUGGUGGUCAACAACGGUGACUUCCUAGUCCGUGACUGCAUCUCUAAACCAGGGGACUUUGUCCUGACGUGCCGCUGGAAGGGGACGCCCCUGAGUUUUAUGAUCAACUCCAUUGUGGGGGACUGCGCUCCGGGGAACCUCCCGCCCGUCUCGUACCAGUUUGAAGAAGACGCCUUCCCCACGAUCCAGCAGCUGAUUCUACACUACCAACAACACAGCAAGCCCGUCACGCAAGUCUCAGGGGCGAUUCUCAGCAGCCCAGUCCCGCGGUCGAUGCCCCUGAGCUACUACGACACCAAGUACGGCGCUUUGGUUAACUUCGCUGCUGGGGUUUACGCCACGCCUAACCAAAGUCCGAAAUCUAGUCCGUUUAUAACUCCCGCGGACAGCCCAGGUUCGAGUCCAGAGAUGAACAGACGAGAUACCAGAUGGACGGGAAGUCAGCCGAUACUAAACGUGACUUCAAGUGAAGAAGACGCCCACUCGAACCGGAAACGUGAAAGCCGGUCGUCAUCUCUAGACCGAUGUGACAGUUUACCAGUUAUAAACAUUACCCCACCUAACGCGGGGUCGGGGCUUGAGUCCCCUCACCCCCACGCCAAAAACGACAGCUUAAAGCCGAGCAUCUCUCACAUGCGGGCAGGCAGCGUCCCUGCGCUGAUGCCGGACAGCUUGACCAACGGACCGAGAAAGUUCUCCACGCUCGGCAGACGGAAGUUGGUGUCGGCUAGCUCUGAGAGUGAACUCACCAACCCCCCACCACCCAAACCCAGCCGGAUACCAUCUGUCAAGUACAAGCAGAAGCCGACGGUCGUUGUACGGAAUUUGAACCUCGACGACGACGACCGGGACUACUCCGACUACUACCAGGCCAGGGAGUCCCCGAGUUGGCUGCAUGGGAGCGGCCAGCCGGUUGAUAAAGAACCGGAAGUCAUGCUUAGACCGACAACGGCCGAGCCGCAGAAAGGGCGACAAGCCAACCGCGUCAACAGGGAGAAACUUUUCCUCCCGGCUCAAGUGACCCAACCACCCCAAAACGUCAACCAAUCCGCGGUCACGCCAACUACCGGACAGAACCCCGGACAGAACCUCAACUCCCGGCUUUUUCCGGCUGGUCAACAGUUUGGGAGAAUGGACCUCGACAACCCGCCGCCGUCGCCGACGUACCAAAUAGUCGCACGCAGCCGGUCGUUUCAAACGCCCAACAGUCCGACCUUGGACACCAACUCGAACAAUCUGGCAAACAAAGGCUACCAGACUCUACCUCACAAGUCAUCGCGCUUAAAGCAAGGCAAGCAGUCUGACGCUGAUGAGGUCAAAGGUUACGGGGAUUACGACAUACCCCGCGAGAACGUCAUUGACAACUUGUUCGGCUUUAACAACAUCAAACAUCGAACUCUGGCCACGCCCCCAAAAGUUUCACUCACCAAAAUUGUCCCGGAAAAUUUCCAGAGCAGCUUUUUGCCUAAAGGCCAUAAGGCUUUAGACCAGGCGGUGUUGUUGAGUGUCAAAUCUUUCCUGUUGGGUAAAAGUGCUAAAGACAUCGCCAUACAUUUGACUGAGUACGAUUUAAAUAUGUUAAACGUAACUCAAGAAAAAGAUAUUGGGCUCGGCAUCACCUCAGGAUUAGAGUUACUUACCCUUCCUCAAGGGAAGCAACUCCGGCAGGAUGCUAUAGAAAGAUGGGAGUGUCUCCGGUUGUUUACUAUGGUAACACUACUUACCUCGCAAAACGUUUCGGAGCGGGUUAAAAUGUUGAGUUUGUGGGUGCAAGUUUGCUUUGAACUAAAAAUAGUCAUGGGGAAUCUCUACAGCUUCUCGGCAAUAAUGUCAGCUUUAACCGGCACCCAAAUUAUCAGACUAUCUGACACGUGGCUCAUUCUUAGACAAAGUCAUACUCGCAAUGCAUACAAUUUCGACACUAAGUUACGUCCCUUCUAUAAAUCGCUAAACGACGGCAGCAGUGACCUGCCCCUGAACAACGAAAGUAUUCCUUACAUCACACCUGUGUGCCUACUCUUGGAGCGUGACGUAGACUCAGUUCUGCUGGAAUAUUUCUGGGAACAUGGCCUUGACCCGGUGGGCAGCGCCAUCGAUGUCCUUCUGACCCACCUGGACACCGCGCGCGUCAUCGCAUCCCAUGGCAUCUUGUUUCGGACUAAAGGCCAGGCCGUGAUGUCACAGAUGACCCAGGACUCCCAGCUCUCACAGAUUGCAUGCCCCGAGUUUCACAUGUUGGUGAUGUGGGGGGAGAAAGGGUGGGGCGCCAGAAGAAGGGACAGGGUGGAGAAAUUGGAACAGAUUUUAACGCUGCUAUCCCAUAAAUAUCAGGUGCCUGGGGACGAUGGGACAGAGGUUUAGCUUCCAUGUCCCACAAAUAUGUACCAGUGGGUUAUGGGACAGAAGUUUAACAUGACCCACAAAUAUCAUGAACCAGUUUAACAAGUAUGACCUAAUUGUUUUAGUUCAAUACUGAUUUUAGCCCGAAUUUAUUUCAGUAAAAACUGCACAAUUUCAAGAAGAAAACGUCAAUAUGCAACUUCAAAAGUUUAUUCUCUCACUAAUACCCUCAUUUAUGUACCAAUUUUACUUUUGCUUAUUUAAGAGUCACUUGUUUCUGUAUUAUUUUAAGUCCUAACAGCUUGUCUUUCAACAUUUAUUUUUUGCCAUGAUUAUGUGCCUUAUUCUUUAUUUAAACCAGUAAUGUUACAUGGGAGACAACUAUGGUUGAGGCUUACUUCAGCUCAAUUGUUUUAUUAAAAGCGUUGUAAAUAUUUUUAUUGUAUUCUUUCUGUAUAUUUAAU
Physella acuta is the source of this 3569-nucleotide messenger RNA. RefSeq names its product breast cancer anti-estrogen resistance protein 3 homolog. Lineage: Eukaryota; Metazoa; Mollusca; Gastropoda; Physidae. The record is from RefSeq and is a predicted model, not a curated record. Gene Ontology annotation, molecular function: guanyl-nucleotide exchange factor activity; protein binding. Gene Ontology annotation, biological process: small GTPase-mediated signal transduction; positive regulation of peptidyl-serine phosphorylation.